GACUAGAUAUAUUUUUUUCACUGUACUUUGCGUUUUUCCUAUUACUACGAAAGUGUCUUGGAGUAGUUAUUUUUGUGAAAUUCCUGACUGGUAUUGUGACAACAACACUAUCAAACGACAAAUUGUAGAACAGUGUAUAGACGACUGUAUCAUUUACCGAUACUGCGCUAGCAGUAAAUGGUGCGUAUAUAAUGCAUAUCUGAAUGAAACUGUUAACAUAAAAAAGAUUGAUCUGGUGAUCUUCGAAUUUGCAAAGUUUCUGCCCAGAUGUAUGAUAAAGAAUCUUCCAAAAUUAAAGACUAUAUAUGGUAAAAAUAAGGACAUAGCCUUUGUGGAUCCAUGGGCUUUCUGGAACCUACCUAAACUGGAGGAAAUAAAUUUAUCAUACAAUUACAUUAAAGGCAUUGACUAUGGGUCCUUCAGCAAACUGUCUAGUGUUCAAACUUUAGACCUCAGUUGGAACGAAAUUGAAUACAUAGGACAAGGUUCUUUCCAAGGUAUGACAAGCUUGAAAAGAUUGGAUUUGAGUAGAAAUUAUCUUAAUCGUUUUGAUGCAACAUAUUACUUUUCUUUAACUAAUAGCGAUACCUCUUUGGCACUAGAGGAACUGAAUUUAUCACACAACAAACUGAAAUUGGUUGUUAACCUAAACAGUUUUUUACGUUUACAUGUAAUUGAUUUGAGCCACAACGAACUGUCGUAUAUAAAUUGGACGUCCAACAUUCGCACUUCACAGUGGCUAACAAAUCUAGAUUUAAGUGACAAUUACUUUUCUGUAUUUGAUCUGGAUCUGUCCAAUGUGUAUAUAGAUAAGUUAAGAAUUCCCUUUAACGAUUUGUAUCACCCUGAUGCUAUAAAUGUUGUUGCCCGUAUCAACGUCGUUGUAUUAGAUGGCAAUCUGUGGCAGUGCGAGGCUUACACUCAGCUUCUAGAGAAGUUUUUAAAAAUGCAAACUACCAUAUUGGACUAUGAAGAAGACGACGAUAUAUAUUUUCUAACCAAAUUUGAAAGGGAGAACUACCCAACAUGUUUCUUUUCAACAGAUUCAUUUUCACCGCACAGAAGUAUUUUACUUUUAGAAAGUACGUACAAAACCAGAAAAAAUCCUCGAUGCAGGACUAAAAAUCAGUGCCCGAAGGAUAUGUUUUGCAAAAGUGGUAGGUGUUGGAAAGGAUGCGAACAAAAUAUUUGCGAUGAGACUGCCGUUUGUGUUAGCGACUCCCACGGUUUCUAUUGCCAUUGCCCUAGGGGAAAGAUACCCAAUCCAUUCGUCACGGAAACUAGGUGUUACAAUGUCCAAUGUUUCGCGGACGAUGAUUGCCGCAAAUUUGGAAACAUUUGUAAUGAGAAAACGCAUAAAUGUGAAGAAAAUGUAAAAUAAAUU
Anoplophora glabripennis (Asian longhorned beetle) is the source of this 1384-nucleotide messenger RNA. RefSeq names its product toll-like receptor 13. Lineage: Eukaryota; Metazoa; Arthropoda; Insecta; Coleoptera; Cerambycidae. The coding region runs from base 272 to 1381 and encodes 369 amino acids. The record is from RefSeq and is a predicted model, not a curated record. The transcript has 2 exons. Gene Ontology annotation, molecular function: protein binding.